CAGGCGCCUGGGCCAACAACUACCGGCAGAAGUACAAGAGCAUGGCCGAGACUGUGUCCCCCGCCUUCCCCCAGCCGCCAGACUCCAGCCCCCUCCACCUGGACAUCCGCCUGACCCAGAUCGACAUCGUGGACGUGGACAAGGAGAAGAGCCUGGUGACCCUGAUCGUGAGGAAGCGAGAGUACUGGAUCAUCGACGAGAUGGCCUUCGACCGAGCCGCCCUCAACAUGUCCAGUGUCACCCUGACCAGCACCGACAUUUGGACUCCGGACACCACCUUCUUCAACGCCGCCGGGCCUGAGCACGUCAUCAACCGUGAGGUGGUUCUCUUCCACAAGGGAGUCUUUCUGUCCGUGCGGAGAAUCCAGGUGCCCAUCCUGUGUGACGUCAGCGAGGUGAACACGUACACUGGCGCCACCUGCCACCUCCAGGCCGGCUCCUUCGGGCUGGGCAAUGAGCUGAUCCGUCUGAUGGAGCCCAGAGACAACUGGUCCUUCCUGCUCCGCUCUGCCCUGGCCGGAGACUCCGACUACGAGGUUCUGUCGGGUCACGUGGUCAGAUCGCAGGAGGAGUACGCUUCCGGUGACCCCGAGCAGUUCUACUACGACGCUCUGACCUUCACCUUCACCUUCAGAAGCAAGUACGGUCACUAGUCCCCUUGUUCUGUGGGAUUCUUGACGAGCUGAAUCAUGAUGAGAUUUCUCGGCCGGCCUCUUUUGCUGGCGGAGUUCUUUGGUCCAUUUGUCUCGCCUAAUACAGAAAAUACCUACCGAAAUAACAAUGGCAUAGGAUGUUACUUGUUUUGUUUUGGCUUAGCUGACAAUAUGGCGAACUCUCCUUAGCUCAAGGAGAUUCUAGAACUGUUGUGUCCAAUACGAAAAUAGAAGUUCUCUUCUGAUCAAUCUAAUAAACGGAGCUUGUAUUUUUUUCCACUGA
Aplysia californica (California sea hare) is the source of this 936-nucleotide messenger RNA. RefSeq names its product acetylcholine-binding protein. Lineage: Eukaryota; Metazoa; Mollusca; Gastropoda; Aplysiida; Aplysiidae. The record is from RefSeq and is a predicted model, not a curated record. Gene Ontology annotation, molecular function: transmembrane signaling receptor activity; extracellular ligand-gated monoatomic ion channel activity; neurotransmitter receptor activity. Gene Ontology annotation, cellular component: membrane; synapse; neuron projection. Gene Ontology annotation, biological process: signal transduction; monoatomic ion transmembrane transport; chemical synaptic transmission.